AUGGAUUACACGGUGUCACUCCAGGUGCAACACCAGCUCGCGCUGUCCCCAACGCACGUGUACGAAGGCUACAGCUUGGAGUUACAGAUGAAGUCGACGGAGGUGGACCAGGGCCUGUUCACCGACAGCUACUGUAGAGUCUGCAGCGCCCAGCUCAUCUCAGAGUCCCAGAGGGUGGCGCACUAUGAGGACUGAAGCGGAGCUACAGCUGUGAGGUCUGCAGCGUGACUCUCAACUCGGUGGCCCAGUACCACGCACAUCUGCAGGGCUCCAAGCACCAGAACAACCUGAAGAACCAGAUAUGUGUCCAGUGAUCGACGGUGGAUGAAGAUCCAACCGCAAUGAUUGAUGUCAGACAAGCUGUGGACAGCUUGCCCCUCUUCCUCUUUCUCUCACUCUUACUAGCGCUCUCUCUCUCUCUCUCUCUCUCUCUCUCUCUCUCUCUCUCUCUCUCUCUCUCUCUCUCUCUCUCUCUCUCUAUCACACUCUCUCUCUCUCUCUUUAUAUUUUUCCUCACCUCCUACAAUGGAAUGAAACCUUCCAUCAACAACAUAAUAAUCCAUAAUAAUAAUAUUACUGUACAGCGUCCCACAGCCCCCCCUCCCCCCGUGCUCCUCGCCAUGGUUACACCACGACCGGUGAAACUCCCUCGGGAACAGAAUACACUUGUUACGUUGGGACGUUUAUUUUGGAAUGUUCUCUUCUGGGACUCGAGUCCAAAAGGGACGGGGCCUGCAACACAUGGGAUCAUAAAUAUCGAGAGUGCGAGAGAAGAGUUUGACUUUUCAUAAUAACUAGAAUAUAGGAAAAAUGAAGAUGUCUGUUUUAGUUUUUUAUUUAUUCGAGAUAGAAUAUUUAUUCAAAGAUAAGAUCUGAUGGUACUUUAACUGUCAUAUAAAGUACUUUAGCUGCAUUUUGUAAAGUGUAUCCGUGUAGCAGUUCUUCUCACCCUCCAACAUACUACAAAGUGUGGGUUUUUUGUAUCUAAGUGUAAAGGCAUUAGCGCAUCGAUGUACUGCAUCCUUUAACGGACUGGUUCAACAAACCCCCGCGCGGGUUGGACGUUUGGUUAACGGUGUAAUAAAACAAAACUGCUUUAACUUUUCAUCAUAACGUGAACGAUACUGACUUAACACCUUUCCCAGUGUACGGCUAGUCAUUUCCGUUGCGCGGCCGAGGUUAUCGGAAGAGCGAAAACUCAACGUUUCCCCUUUGUAGCACAGACGGGUCGUAACCGCCCCGACCAGACCGCGGCCAACGCCCGAUCGGAUUGGCUCAGUGAUCUUCCGUUGCUGUACACUAGACGCCUCAUUGUGGCCAUCAGUGAUUAUGCUUGGAAUGCCUUCUGUUGUCGUCUGCCAACCUCUCCUUCAUUUAAUUGUUGUCUUCAUCUCAGGGAGCUGCGAUUAGUUCACGAAGCAAAACAGAAAACCACCGCACCCCCCUCCUGAAUUGCCUCGUCGCCAAGAAAUAUAGAUUUCCGUCGCGUUCUGCGAAGGAUGACGGUGUUGCCAUCGGUAAAGAACCACCAUAGCAGUAAUGGCUUGAAGGCGUCCAUGUUUUGGAGGGUUGCAGCAAGCAGUUCACUUUCAUACCUCUUACAUACUGAAGUUAAGCUUAUGUAGCAGGUGUCUUCACUGUUGUUUCAAGGUGUCCACCUUCCAAACCAUGCUGUGUGAAUGAUAGAGAGCUUCUGUACGGUUUCGAUACUGUAUAUCGUCGCGCUUAAACAACUUUGGUUUCUGUAUAUAAAGCCAUUUAUUGUGCUUAACCACUGAUUCUGGUGUUUAGCUCUUCAAUGGAUCUGGUAAAGGUUUAAAAAGGGGUUUUAUCCCUUCAUCUCAUUUGCUUGUUUUGGAUUUUAUAAAAUGAUGUCUAUUAAAUGAACCAAUUCCCUCAAAGCGCUCAAAGGUUAGGUUGGGGACAUUUUCUUAUCGAUAAAAAUAACUGCUGUCGUCACAGAUUGAAAACAGACCCUUGCUGAUGUCAGAAAAAACUAACGCUGUGGGCGGCGAUUUCUAGAAAUGUUUUAGGGUUCUUUUAUAUUACAAAAUGCUAUGUGCACGCACGAUUUGUGAAUGCAACUCUUGACAAAAAGUCCACAGAAUUGCUCACUAGGGCCCAAGAAAAGGGCCGUUUGUCUCUUGGUCCGGUGAAGUCGCGUCAUGUCCUAAUACACCCUGCCCCUUGCCCCCCGCUCCUGGCUCUGCGCUCUGGGUUAUAUGAUAGGGGUUGUAUGAUCUGGGAUAUAUGAUCUGGGAUAUGUGAUCUUGGUUAUGUGAUAUGGGUAAACGAUCUGGGUUAAGUGGUCUGGGUUAAGUGAUCUGGGUUAUGUGAUCUGGGUUAUGUGAUCUGGGUUAUGUGCUCUGGGUUAUAUGAUCUGGUUUAUGUGAUCUGGGUUAUGUGAUCUGGUUUAAAUGCUCUAUCUAGUGUGUCUGAUGAAGAAAAAUAAAGGACACUUUCAACUUACCACUA
This is a messenger RNA of Gadus morhua (Atlantic cod), 2475 nucleotides long. RefSeq names its product zinc finger, matrin-type 4a (gene zmat4a). The record is from RefSeq and is a predicted model, not a curated record. Gene Ontology annotation, molecular function: zinc ion binding; nucleic acid binding. Lineage: Eukaryota; Metazoa; Chordata; Actinopteri; Gadiformes; Gadidae. Gene Ontology annotation, cellular component: nucleus.